Molecule: messenger RNA, 1330 nt
Organism: Daldinia loculata
Lineage: Eukaryota; Fungi; Ascomycota; Sordariomycetes; Xylariales; Hypoxylaceae
Exons: 4
Coding region: 1-1011 (336 amino acids)
Source: RefSeq, a predicted model, not a curated record
AUGUCUGAGGCUGGCCAAGGCAUUUCGUCUGAGGGUCUUUUGGUGGUUAUCUGGACGCUGGCCAGCGUAUCGACCGUGUUGCUUGCCGGCCGCUUACUCAUCCGAAGUAUUGUACUGAAGAGUUUCCACUUGGAUGACAUGUUCGGGGCCAUAUCUUGGCUCUUGAUGAUGCUUGUUAUGAUUAUCGCGACAGUUGAGCUCCCACUGAGUUAUCAAUAUUCUUCGAUUUUGAUAGGCGAGUCUCCAGCACCCCCUGAGUCCGAACUCGAAAACAUGGCCAUUAGGCUACGCAAAUGGGAUGUAGCCUCCGAGACGUGCUUCUGGACAUCGCUUUUUUGUGUUAAGCUUUCCUUCAUGUUUCUUUAUAAAAUUGCUUUUUGUCCUCGCAACAAGUACAAUCGUGUCUGGUCAUGGAGUCUGAUUUACAUCGUGCUUUGUUAUGGGACUUGCCUUAUUGGUGUGUACGGCCAGUGUGGUGACGCAAUUAAUCUAUUCUCUUACGAGGAGUGUAUAACGCCCUAUGUUGCAUUGCUUCAGUCGAGGCUAGUAUGGGUCGAUUAUUUCUUCAAUGUCACCUCUGAUAUUGUUGUGAUUGCGCUUCCGAUGCCUGUGAUUUGGCGCUUGAAUAUGGGCACGAAGCAGAAGCUUGCUCUAUCUGCCAUUUGCAGCCUGGCAAUGAUUACAAUUGCAUUUGAGACAGUGCGAUCCGUAAAAUUACACCAGUUGGACAGUCACCUCACCAACCUCUACAGCUAUCUUGAACUGCUGGUAUCUGUGCUUAUUAGUCAGUUACCAUCAUACCGCUUCUUAAUUUCCCCCUCAGAAAAGGACCGCGAAUACCGCCGCCUAUUUUGGAGUCGUGUUACUAUGAGGAGUUACCACUCCGGCUUUUCAGGAUACUCCAUGCAAAACUUUGACCGCACACCGCGUGCGACCGAAUCUUGGGGGACUACCCACAGUACCAUUAGAGGUCGAGAGGUGCCAUCUCCAAUUUCAAUUAAUACCAAAUAAUAAUUCCCAAUGGUACUGUUUACAUAGUAUACAAGAUGUCAGAACAGCAAGAAAGUUGACAUGGUACAAGCCGGACGCGGGGUGGAAUAGAAUGACCAAGACGUUCCCUAUCUGAUAAUAUUUUCUACCUAACCAACUUGUUGAGUUAUACUUCGUGUUUUCGCAGUACUCUCUUCAGUUCCAGUUACAUUUUCUCACAGAUAUCAUCACCUUUCAUCCCAUAUUUAAGAUUAAUUCAGGAUAGUAAGGGGCGCUCGUCUGUCAAUAUAAAUGUGUUCAAUCUUCCCAAAGCACUAAACCUACCUUCUUCUAAUUAUAG